AUGGUGCUACUCACUUCCUCGACAGUCUCCGCCAUCUUGUCGAUGGGGGUGAUUGCCCUAUUUACCAUAUUAUUGUUUCUGGCAGGAUAUGUGUUACAGCAACAGUCUGUAAAAAGCAUUCAAAUUGCAUUGCGACCCCCUGAACGGGCUUCACAAGGACAUGGGUCAUUAGGAUCAACAUUCCAAAGCCCCAUGCAGCCACGUGGAAACUAUGCCUAUCUCCAGCUGCUAUCCCAACCCGAUCCAUCCGACAUUUGCUCUGCAAUUCUCUUUUUCAAGCAAAUCGCCACCAAUGGCUCUGCUAUACACGAUCGCCUCUUUAUGUACCCUCAAGAAUGGGAUCGCAUGUCUACAGCGAAGAUUAGCAAGCCUGCAGCCACAGCGCUAGCAAUUUUGCGAGCUGCUAGCAUCAAGUACGGCAUCUGGCUGCUGCCAAUAGACAUGACUGCAGCUACAUCCAUGGGGUAUGAACCGACAAACACCAAGCUGCUGCGCUUGGGUCAAGUCCAAUUCAUGCAGUAUGAUAGUGUGCUGUACCUGAAAACACCAGGCAUAGUUCUGGAUACGGAGAAGCUCGAUGACAUUCUCCUAUCUCGGCCACUGCCACUUGUAUUCGACAGAGAUCGACCCGACUCUGUGAAUAACGAAGCAUGGAUCCCUACUCCGCUUCGCCCAGAUCGCGACACGUAUCUGCCACCAGCCUACUUAAUCACGGUCAACAACGUUGCAACUGGGAAUGUUCAGGCCCGGACCCACAUCCCUAAUGUUAAUCUUCCGGGAUUUGGUCAUCUUGUCAUGGGAACAAAAAGGUUCAGUGCAGAGAAUAGUGAGGCGCCUGGCUAUGUGUUCUUUGACAAUGAUCGUGACGGACACGUCAAGUGGGAUGGAAACCCUCUUUUUGGAACUUGGCGAACCCAGCAAUAUGAAGUUUGCGACGGCUUGGAUUUUGAAGAUUAUUGA
Molecule: messenger RNA, 960 nt
Organism: Penicillium taxi
Lineage: Eukaryota; Fungi; Ascomycota; Eurotiomycetes; Eurotiales; Aspergillaceae
Exons: 1
Coding region: 1-960 (319 amino acids)
Source: RefSeq, a predicted model, not a curated record